Molecule: messenger RNA, 1767 nt
Organism: Chlorella variabilis
Lineage: Eukaryota; Viridiplantae; Chlorophyta; Trebouxiophyceae; Chlorellales; Chlorellaceae
Exons: 12
Coding region: 68-1609 (513 amino acids)
Biological process (GO): spliceosomal complex assembly; protein deubiquitination; mRNA processing
Molecular function (GO): cysteine-type deubiquitinase activity; zinc ion binding
Source: RefSeq, a predicted model, not a curated record
CACCCAUCUCGCCUUUUCUCGAUCACCGACCCGCCGCAGCAGACUUUUGCACACCCAGAUUGCGUGAAUGAAGCGCAUCAGAGACGAACUGGAGGAGGGCGGGGACGAUGGCGAGGACACGCGGGAACAGGCCGCCCCAGAGGAGCCUGCAGCGGCGGCAGAGGCGCAGCCGGAGGACGAGGAGGACGACAAGCCUCUGAUGUCGCACUACAAGAUGAGCAGGAGCGUGCGCAAGGGUGCCGAGUGCCCUUACCUGGACACCAUCUCCCGCCAGAACCUGGAUUUCGACUUUGAAAAGUGCUGCUCCGUGACGCUGAGCGGCCACAACGUGUAUGCCUGCCUCGUGUGUGGCAAGUACUUCCAGGGGCGGGGCCCCAGCACGCAGGCGUACACGCAUGCACUAGAGGCGGGGCACCACAUGUUCAUGAAGGUGGAGAGCGGGCGUGUGUACUGCCUGCCCGACAUGUACGAGGUGCAGGACAGGUCGCUGGCUGACAUCCAGUACGUGCUCAACCCCACUUUCACGGCUGAGGACGUGUCCAAGCUGGAUGGCGGCGUGAGCUGGGCGCGGGCCCUGGAUGGCAGCGAGUACAUGCCUGGGCUGGUGGGGCUGAACAACAUGAAGCAGAACGACUAUGCAAACGUGGUGGUGCAGGCGCUCAUACGCGUGUGGCCCAUACGCGACUUCUUCUUGCGCCCCGAGAACUACGCCUCGUGCCAGUCGCUGCUGGUGCAGCGGUUUGGGGAGCUGGUGCGCAAGGUGUGGAACCCGCGCGCCUUCAAGGGCCAGGUCUCGCCACACGAGUUCAUGCAGGCACGCGGCAGCUGGCUGCUGGCACGCAGCAGCUGGCACGCAGCAGCUGGCAGCUGCCGUGCGGUCAUGUCUGCCAGCAGCAAGCGCUUGAUCAUCGACCGGCAGAGCGACCCUCUGGAGUUUUUGUCCUGGCUGGUCAACAGCUUGCACCUGGACCUGACGGGAGGGAAGCGCAAGAAGCGGUCGGUCAUCACCGACUGCCUUCAGGGCGAGCUGGAGGUUGUGACGGAGGCGGGGACGGGCAAGGCCAAGGAGGCGAUAAAAGAUGUGAUCGACCAUGUGCCCUUCCUCAUGCUGGGCCUGGACCUGCCUGCCGCGCCCCUGUUCAAGGAUGCACUGGAGAAGGUGAUCAUCCCUCAGGUCCCCAUCUUCGACAUCCUGCGCAAGUUUGACGGCCAGCUGGUGCACGAGGACAUCAAGGCCGGGCGGCGGCGCUUCCGCGUCACGCGCCUGCCGCGCUUCAUGGUGCUGCACGUGCGCCGCUUCCUCAAGAACCAGUUCUUCGUGGAGAAGAACCCCACCAUUGUCAAUUUCCCCGUCAAGAACCUGGAGCUGGCGGGGUGCAUACCGGUGCCCAAGGGCCCCGACAGCCAGCCCGCGCCCAGCAAGUACGACCUGGUGGCAAACGUGGUGCACGAGGGCAAGGCGGGGGCGGGGCUGUACCGCGUGCACAUACACCGCAAGGUGGAGGAUGUGUGGUACGAGGUGCAAGACCUGCGGGUGACCGAGGUGCUGCCACAGAUGGUGGCGCUGUCGGAGACCUACCUGCAGGUGUAUGAGCUGAAGGAGCAGUAGGGAGGGAGGGAGGCGCGGCGGCUGCAGCACCACCGAGCAGCUGCAGCCGAGCACACGGCGCAGACGCUUGUUGCCCUUCUGGCGGCAGACCAUCCAUUUCAGACUGCCCUUGUGUACUGUUUGCAGCAUAAUCUUGCAUUUAAUGAAAGCUCACUUAC